Messenger RNA from Panicum virgatum (switchgrass), 2803 nucleotides. Its product is annotated as NEDD8-specific protease 1-like. Gene Ontology annotation, biological process: proteolysis. Gene Ontology annotation, molecular function: deNEDDylase activity; cysteine-type peptidase activity. Lineage: Eukaryota; Viridiplantae; Streptophyta; Magnoliopsida; Poales; Poaceae. The transcript is spliced from 3 exons. The record is from RefSeq and is a predicted model, not a curated record. Bases 88 to 870 code for a protein of 260 amino acids.
UGCAAAGCCACACGCCGGCCCGUGUGCCUGGGAACCCGACGGAGAGAAAGAGAAGGCGCAGCGCGCAAGCAAUCCUCCGCGGCGGCGAUGGGCAAGGGCUCCCGCCCCGCCUCCACCUCCACCGGCGGCGAGAAGAAGGGGGAGGAGCGGGUGCUGAGCCACGGCGACGUCGUGCUCAUCCGCUCCGACCUCGCCAUCCUCCGCGGGCCGCGCUUCAUCAACGACCGCAUCAUCGCCUUCUACUUCGCCCACCUCUCCGCCGGCCUCGGCGACGACCUCCUCCUGCUCCCGCCGUCCAUCCCCUACCUUCUCUCCAACCUCCCCGACCCGGCCUCCGUCGCCGCCGUGGCGGAGCCGCUCCGCCUCGCCUCCCGCCGCCUCGUGCUGCUCCCCGUCAACGACAACCCCGACGCCUCCGUCCCCGAGGGCGGAUCCCACUGGACCCUCCUCGUCCUCGACAACACCACCAGCCCAUCCGGUCCCCGCUUCGUCCACCACGAUAGCAUCCGCGGCGCGCCCAACCUCCCCAUCGCCAGCUGCCUCGCCGACGCGCUCCGCCCCCUGCUCCUCCAGAGCGAUUCGAGGAGGGGCGCUGUGCCGGUUGUGGAGGGGCCCACCCCAAGGCAGCCCAACGGCUACGACUGCGGCGUGUACGUCAUGGCCAUCGCCAGGGCCAUCUGUGGCUGGUGGAAGAAUGGCCAUGGCGGCCUCCGGGGUGGGGAUUGGUUCGAGGCGGUGAGGAGGGAGGUGGACGCCGACAGUGUCAAGGCCAUGAGGGGCGAGCUGCUGCAACUAAUCACCACCCUCAUCCAAGACAAGGCCAAUGCCAGUUCAACAUCCGAGGGCAACAAGACAAGCAACACUGAUUGAGGAUCAUUGCUGUGUCUCUGUAAGAUCGAUAGGAACGGCAGUAGCUUACCUGAUAGUACACUGGUUUCUCAAGUUUGGUUGCUUUUUGAUCUUAGUCAAGGGGUUUCUUGCUGUAUCGGCUUCUUUGCUAAGAGGAAGAACAAGCAGAGUAUACACACUUGUGUAAGCAAAGUUUUGGAAAAUUACAUUUGUCCCUUUUGUGAGUAAAGUUUUAGCAAAAGCCUGUUACAAACCGACAAAUAUUGCCAAUGAUCAUUGAUCAAGAUAUUACAAUUUUACAGUGCUUAUGCUUGCAAGUUAGUUGAGUAUGGAUGGAUUGGGUUAGAGUUUAUGGCUUAUGCUCGAUGACUGACCAAUUCAGCAGCACUAUCUAAGAACUAAGAUGUGUUUAUGUUCCAUGCCUUUGGAUGCUGACUGAGUGUAGGUGCAUUGUUUGGAUGAUACUUGGGAGUUGGUUAGAAAGGGAGAACUGUUUGAUUGUUUGAACAAUUGAAGUAUGGAUUUCUGAAACUGAUAUUCACUAGGAACUUCAGAAUUUGGGAGCUACAUUGUAUUUGCUUACAUGUCUGUUACUCAAAUUUUACACUGAAUAUGGAUAUUGUGUUGCAAACGACAUGUAUGACAUAUCUAGUCUAUCCUCCAGGACACAGCUGCUGUCGAUUAAACUAAAUUCUUUUCUAUCUGGGUCGAUUAAACUAAAUUCUUUUCUAUCUGGGAUCUGUUAUGUUCAGUUAUAGUUAUGCUUUCCUGUUAUUUUUCUUAUCUAAGCAGUUCUAGCACCACUGAUCUUAUGCCUUUCUGUUGGUAUGGUUUAUAUCAAAUGUGCUGUAAUAUUUUGCUAUAAUGAGCACUAUGGUACCUCAGUUCGCACCUACUUUUGUUUUCCAAUAUUUGGAUUGCAAAGUAAACUAGUAAAGCAUGAUGGUAGAUAACCCAAAUCCAUGGUAAGGCAGAUCUGGUGCAUUCGCUAAAAACAGGCAGGUCUGCUGUAUAUCUUACUCUCCUGCUUUAUGUCCAUACCUAACAGUCUUACAUGCAUGCGCCCUAACUAACUGUUUCUCCUCUGAUCAAUUCGCUUAACUUGUCACCCUUUCAUUGCAUUGCAUUGCUUCCACCAGUCUACAGCUGCAACAGAGCACAGGACUAAGGGAAAAUGCAACGUCAUGAGAAGAUUGCUGCUUGGAAGCCUGUGGCGUGCAGGCCUUUCUCCAGCUUCAGGUCCUAUACGAAGCUCCUUCAAGACUUCACUAGCACAGGUUCCCCACCCAUCACCGUCUUGGAGGAGACAGUUCUAGUUAAGCCAAAGGCCACUCGGUUCCCAUCGCUACCAAGUGAACUUCCGACAGAAAUAACUGCAACCAUAUUUCAGGACGCUGGCUCAGAGACCACAUGCGAGGAAAUGGAGGUAGAGACAGAGCAGGCCAACUGCUGCGGCCAUCUAAAAACAUGCCACACUGUCAAGAAGCCUACGGGCAGUCGCUUGUCAUUUGAUGGCUACAACUGGAGGAAAUACGGGCAAAAGAAGGUGAAAGGCAGCGAGUUCCCACGGAGCUACCACAAGUGCACGCAUCCAAGCUGCCCUGUGAAGAGAAAGGUGGAGACGACAAUAGACGGCCAGGUUGCUGAAAUCGUGUACAGCGGUGAGCACAACCACCCCAAGCCUCGUCCUCACAGGACGCCAUUGUCGUCCACAAGCACGGCGGAGGUUGUGGUUUGCGGCGUGCAUGGUACUGAAGAUACGAUGCAGGAAUAGAAAGUAGAAACAAAGAGAGCUAGGAGGAUUCAACCAGGCUCCUGAUACUUAUGAUGACUCAUGACUGAUGCAGUAUCAACAAGAGGGAGCUCGCUGAUUGUAAGAAAAAAAAGGUAUAUUUCUGUUGCUAAACAUUCUGCAGCGGACGUUCAGACAAUGGCAAAUACUCUAGCUAGCAUA